CACACUGACAACAUCACUCUUCCGCAAGACGCCAUGAAUUCAGUUGAGGAGAAAACUGUGUUUAUGUGUGCGUUAGAUGGAGAUGUAGAGGGAAUUAAGAGUAAGCUGGGAAAUGAGACUGCCUCGGAUAAUGGCCAAUCGCCGAAUAUAUUCCAUGAAAAAGAUGAGGUGGGCAGAAAUGCGUUGUUAACUGCGUGCAUGUUAGGACGAAGCGGGAUCGUGCGCGAGCUAGCAAAGAGCGGAGCUGACGUCAAUGAGCACACCGUGCGCGGCUACACACCAUUGCAUUGUUCUGCCAUGUGGGGUCAGCUGGACACUUUGAAAACGUUGGUUGAGCUUAAUGCUGAUUUACAAUUUGUAAAUUUUCGUGGAGAAAGGGCAGUUGAUGUGGCCCGACGUUAUGACAAAUUGGACUGCGCAGAAUACCUCGCAUGUGCUGAGGCUAAACAAAGUCUGCAAGCAUUAAUAACUGAAGUCAGAGACACUAUCGCUGAUCCAGAGAAAGUUCAAGGAAAGCUCAAUAAGGAGGACAAGACCAUAUGUAUAAACACCUGUUCAGCAAAAUCAGACUGGAUACAAAAUGCCAAAAAUCCAACAAUUCAAGACUUCAUCGAACAGAAGAAACACCUUGAUGAUGUAUUUGCACCUAUUCUGGUCAAACUCAACACACAGUCUGAAGCCACAACAAAGCCAAGAAAGCAUUAGAACUAAAGUUUUACACACACACACACAUGAACACACACAAAUGCAUAAUGUUGUUCAAUUGUAAUAAAUUAUAUUACAUAAUAUUUAAGAAUUCGGAUAAUUAUUUUCCCUUUUACAUAUAGUUACCAAUACUGUUUAGUCUAACAUCAGAUGUUAUUCCUACAAUUCUUUUCCAGUACAAUUUGUGGUAUUUAUAAUUUUACUUUCACCUGAUAGGCUAGUAAAAAUAAUAAAGUCAAUGUAUCAUGUUACAACACAUUGUUGAAAUAGUUUUGUCCCCAGAGCUGCACAUCAAUCAUCUUUGACAAAAAUAAGUACUAAAAAAAAUUUUCCCAUGCAAGUGUUUAGUAUUAUAUUCUCUCACUAACAUGUAUUGAUUUUUGGUAAAUGUGUCAUUUUAACAUCGUAAACUGAGUUGUGUGUGUGUGUGUGUGUGUGUGUGUGUGUAUGCCCAUUCAUUUAUUAUCCACACUGUUAUGUCUUGAUAUUGUGACCUUUAAUUGAAGACAUAUGUUAUGAAAUGGCAUCACACACCGGAGGUGAUAUCAGCCUUCCAGAAAAAUUAUUUUGAUUUGUUUUAUAAGUACAUAACUCUAUUGUUUUUUUAUGUUUUCCUUUAUUUUGUGAUGUUAGUCAUAUGUGGUCAAGCAUAACACUUCCACUCUGUUAAAGGAAGAUAUAGGGACAAAUUUGAAUUUCAAUAAAUUUAUGUAAACAGAAAUAAAAUAAUCGAUAUAAAUGUAAAAAUAUGUUUGCUAGAUAUAUCAUUCACAGACCAUGUAGUGGCUAAUUUAUUCACUGAAUGUCCACACACACACACACACACACAUAUAUAUAUAUAUAUUUCAUAUUAUUAUUGUUAUUAUUACAUUUUAGUCAGUUUAGUGAUCUUGUGAUGCACUUAAUAAACACUAGAU
Messenger RNA from Myxocyprinus asiaticus (Chinese sucker), 1622 nucleotides. RefSeq names its product ankyrin repeat domain 45 (gene ankrd45). Gene Ontology annotation, molecular function: protein binding. The record is from RefSeq and is a predicted model, not a curated record. The transcript has 5 exons. NCBI's taxonomy places the organism in Eukaryota, Metazoa, Chordata, Actinopteri, Cypriniformes, Catostomidae. Bases 34 to 705 code for a protein of 223 amino acids.